AAAAUAUAUGAUUAUAUUAAUUUGUUAAGUUAUUUUUACAUUUGGGUGGUUAUAUAUAGAAGUACAGCUCUUGACGAUCAGAUUUCUGCAGCCUUUGGAUUUCUGUGUCUCUCUACACACACACACACACACACACACACACACAGAAGGUAAAAAAAUGUCAGAUAGAAGAGAAACGGAGGAAAUAACCGCGCCUUUAUUAGAUUACUCAUCAAUCCAGACAAAGGAAGGUAUUGAAGAUGAUGAAGAUCAAACUCUUUGUCUAAAGGUUUGGAUUGAAUCAAAGAAACUUUGGAAAGUCGUCGGCCCGGCAAUCUUCAGCCGGAUCGCAUCCUACUCCAUGUUCGUCAUCACGCAAGCCUUCGCCGGCCACCUCGGUGAACUUGAGCUCGCCGCCAUGGCCAUUGCUAGUAAUGUCGUUCUUGGCUUCGACUUCGGUCUCUUGUUGGGAAUGGCAAGUGCUUUGGAAACACUAUGUGGCCAGGCAUAUGGGGCAAAGAAGUACUACAUGUUGGGAGUGUAUUUACAACGUUCUUGGAUUGUUCUUUUCUUGUGUUGCGUUGUGACUUUUCCGAUAUUCAUCUUUGCAACCCCAAUUCUGAAAUUACUAGGACAGCCUGCGGACGUGGCGGAGCUUUGUGGGUUGGUGGUUUUGUGUUUUAUUCCUUUACACUUCAGCUUUGCACUUCAGUUCCCUCUACAAAGAUUCUUGCAGAGUCAGAUAAAGAACCAAGUUAUUGCUUGGGUGAAUUUGAUUGCUUUUGUGGUGCAUGUUUUGUUAAACUGGUUGAUUGUGUACAACUUCAAAUUGGGAAUUGUUGGCACUGCUCUCAUCUUGAAUUUCUCUUGGUGGGUUAUUGUUUUGGGUCUGUUUCUUUAUACCGUUUGUGGUGGCUGUCCUCUUACAUGGACCGGUUUCUCCGGCGAAGCAUUUUCCGGCCUCUGGGAGUUCCUUAAACUGUCGGCUUCUUCUGGUGUCAUGCUUUGUCUGGAGAACUGGUACUACAGGAUACUCAUAGUGAUGACCGGAAAUCUGGAGAAUGCUAAAAUUGCUGUAGAUGCUCUAUCUGUAUGUAUGAACAUUAAUGGAUGGGAAAUGAUGAUCCCACUUGGCUUCUUCGCUGGAACUGGAGUAAGGGUGGCAAAUGAACUGGGAGCAGGAAAUGGUAAAGGAGCCAAAUUUGCUGCUAUAGUGUCCGUGACACAGUCCAUAAUAAUUGGUCUAUUCUUCUGGAUCCUCAUAAUGUUUUUCCACAAUGAACUUGCCCUCAUAUUCACAUCCAGUGAUACUGUUCUUAAAGCUGUAAGCAAACUCUCUAUCCUCUUAGCCUUCACCGUUCUCCUCAACAGUGUUCAGCCUAUUCUUUCAGGGGUUGCUGUUGGAUCUGGAUGGCAGUCAUAUGUUGCAUAUAUAAACUUAGGUUGCUACUAUUUACUCGGACUCCCACUUGGAUGUUUAAUGGGAUGGGUUUUUCAUCAAGGAGUUAUGGGUAUCUGGGCCGGGAUGAUUUUUGGUGGAACUGCAAUUCAAACUUUGAUAUUGGCCAUCAUUACAAUUCGUUGCGAUUGGGAAAAAGAGGCUAAGAAGGCAAGUAUGCAUGUGAAGAAGUGGGGAGAUGUUAAACAUAACAUGUGAUCUAAGCAUGUGUGAAGGGACCAAAUAAAGAAAUCAGAUAUCCAAAUAUUUUUUCUUCUGCAUAUUUUUCGCUGAAGAAGUUGUAACGUAGCUUUCAUGUUUAAAAUUGAAGGAAUUCAACUCAGAAUCUCUCUUAUUAGGUGGGAAUUAUACGUGCCAUUGCAUUAUUAUACAGUGCUUCACGAAACAGAGAAAUCCUUUCGCCCAGGAAUAGAAAGAGUACGAGUCUAAACAUAUGAAAGAAUUUUACC
Olea europaea var. sylvestris is the source of this 1887-nucleotide messenger RNA. RefSeq names its product protein DETOXIFICATION 27-like. The coding region runs from base 158 to 1636 and encodes 492 amino acids. Gene Ontology annotation, cellular component: membrane. Gene Ontology annotation, molecular function: xenobiotic transmembrane transporter activity; antiporter activity. Lineage: Eukaryota; Viridiplantae; Streptophyta; Magnoliopsida; Lamiales; Oleaceae. Gene Ontology annotation, biological process: xenobiotic detoxification by transmembrane export across the plasma membrane. The record is from RefSeq and is a predicted model, not a curated record. The transcript has 8 exons.